AUGGACUCCGCCAGCGGCUUCCUCCCUGCGGCCGGCGCGGCGAACGGCUCGGCGGCGGGCGGCGGCGCGCAGCAGCAGCCGAUCCGCGAGCAGGACCGGCUGAUGCCGAUCGCGAACGUGAUCCGCAUCAUGCGGCGCGUGCUGCCGCCGCACGCCAAGAUCUCGGACGACGCCAAGGAGACGAUCCAGGAGUGCGUGUCCGAGUACAUCAGCUUCAUCACGGGGGAGGCCAAUGAGCGGUGCCAGCGGGAGCAGCGCAAGACCAUCACCGCCGAGGACGUGCUCUGGGCCAUGAGCCGCCUAGGCUUCGACGACUACGUCGAGCCGCUCAGCGUCUACCUCCACCGCUACCGCGAGUUCGAGGGCGAGGCGCGGGGCGUCGUCGGCCUCGGCGCCCCGGGCGCCGCGCGCGGCGGCAGCGGCGACCACCACCACCACCACCACCCCAGCAUGCUCAAGUCCCGCGCGCCCGGCGCCAUGGCGCCGCACCACCACGACAUGCAGCUGCACGCCUCCAUGUACGGGGGCGCCGCCGUGCCCCCGCACCACGGCCACGGCUUCGUCAGCAUGCCGCACCAUGGCGGCGGCCACCAGUACCUGCCGUACCCGUACGAGGCCGCGUACGGCGGCGAGCACGCCAUGGCCGCGUACUACGGAUCCGCGGCCGCGUACGGCGCGCCCGGCAACGGCGGGAGCGGCGACGGGAGCGGCAGCAGCGGCGGGAGCGCGUCGCGCACGCCGCAGGGCGGCAGCUUCGAGCACCGGCACCCCUUUGCGUCGUACAAGUAG
This is a messenger RNA of Panicum hallii, 789 nucleotides long. Its product is annotated as nuclear transcription factor Y subunit B-like. Lineage: Eukaryota; Viridiplantae; Streptophyta; Magnoliopsida; Poales; Poaceae. Gene Ontology annotation, biological process: regulation of transcription by RNA polymerase II. The record is from RefSeq and is a predicted model, not a curated record. The coding region runs from base 1 to 789 and encodes 262 amino acids. The transcript has a single exon. Gene Ontology annotation, cellular component: CCAAT-binding factor complex; nucleus. Gene Ontology annotation, molecular function: DNA-binding transcription activator activity, RNA polymerase II-specific; protein heterodimerization activity; RNA polymerase II cis-regulatory region sequence-specific DNA binding.